Messenger RNA from Cygnus atratus (black swan), 1990 nucleotides. RefSeq names its product dynein axonemal intermediate chain 2 (gene DNAI2). Lineage: Eukaryota; Metazoa; Chordata; Aves; Anseriformes; Anatidae. The record is from RefSeq and is a predicted model, not a curated record. The coding region runs from base 52 to 1872 and encodes 606 amino acids. The transcript has 13 exons. Gene Ontology annotation, cellular component: outer dynein arm. Gene Ontology annotation, biological process: cilium movement; outer dynein arm assembly. Gene Ontology annotation, molecular function: dynein light chain binding; dynein heavy chain binding.
GGACGCGGACCGGGCAAGGCCGAGCCGGGCCGGGCCGGGCCGAGCCGGGCCAUGGAGAUCGUCCACGUCUACACGAGGCGGCGCAGCGACUUCGGGCGGCCCUGCUGCUUCUCCGACCGGCCGGCCGAGGUGUGCGUGGACAUCCAGCCCGACCCCAGCCUGGCCGAGGCCUUCGUGCUGCGCAGCCCCGUGGACGCCCCGGUGCAGCACGGCAGCGACAUGUCGGAGCACGAGGUCAACACGGAGCGGGUGGAGGUGGAAACCCGCGGCGUGAACCACGUGGAGGGCGGCUGGCCCAAAGACAUCAACCCCCAGGAGCUGGAGCAGACGGCCCGCUUUCGGAAGAAGGUGGAGAAGGAGGAGAACUACAUCAACACUGUCGUGCACCUCGGCACCCUGAUGGAGCACUGCGUCAGGCAGAACAACGCCAUCGACAUCUACGAGGAGUACUUCGGCGAGGAGGAGGAGGCAGAGUUGGAGGACGAGUCCCCCUCCGCCAAAACCAUCAAUGUCAUCAGGGAUCCAAACGUCACGAAGAGGACAGCCACACAUCUCUCCUGGCACCCUGACAGAUGCAAGAAGCUGGCAGUGGCUUAUUCCAGCCUGGAGUUCCAGCAAAACACAGAAGACAUGAGCUUGGACUCGUACAUCUGGGAUCUGGAAAACCCCAACAAGCCGGAGCUGGUCCUCAAGCCGUCGUCCCCUCUCGUGAGCCUGGAAUACAACCCCAAGGACGCGCACAUCCUGGUGGGAGGCUGCUACAAUGGGCAGAUGGCUUACUGGGACACCAGGAAAGGGGGGCUGCCCGUGGAGGUGUCCACCGUGGAGGCCAGCCACAGGGACCCCGUGUACGGCGCGAUCUGGCUGCAGUCCAAAACGGGCACCGAGUGCUUCUCGGCCUCCACCGACGGGCAGGUGCUGUGGUGGGACAUCCGCAAGCUCUCCGAGCCCACCGAGAUGCUGGUCUUGAACAUCACGCGCCAGGGGCUGCUGGAGAACGCUCUGGGCGCCGUCACGCUGGAGUUCGAGCCCACCAUGCCCACCAAGUUCAUGGUGGGCACAGAGCAGGGCAUCGUCAUCACCUGCAACCGCAAGGCCAAGACACCCCCCGAAAAAAUCGUCGGCACCUACAGCAGCCAUCACGGGCCCGUCUACGCCCUGACCAGGAACCCUUUGUACCCCAAAAUCUUCCUGACGGUUGGCGACUGGACUGCUCGGAUCUGGUCAGAGGAGGCCAAGGAGUCGUCAAUUAUGUGGACCAAGUACCACCUCUCCUACCUGACGGCCGGGUGCUGGAGCACCGUGAGGCCGGCCGUCUUCUUCACGACCAAGAUGGACGGCACCCUGGACGUCUGGGACUUCCUCUUCAAGCAGAACGACCCCUCCCUCAGCCUGAAGAUCUGCGACGAGCCCCUCUCCAGCCUGCGCCUGCAGGACAACGGGUGCAUCGUGGGCUGCGGCUCGAAACUGGGCACCGUCACCCUGCUGGAAAUCUCCUCCGGGCUCUGCACCCUGCAGAGGAAUGAGAAGAACCUGGCCAACGCCAUGUUCGAGAGGGAGACGAAGAGGGAGAAAAUCCUGGAGGUCCGGCACCGGGAGAUGCGGCUGAAGGAGCGCGCCAGGUCGGAAGGUCAGGACGCAGAAGCAGAGGAAGUUCUGGACGAGAGUCCCCAAGAGGCACUCGACCGAGCCCAGAAGGAGUUCUUUGAGGUUAUUGAAGCGGAGCUGCAGAGGAGGGCACGGGCAGAGGCCCAGCACCUACACGGCAAGGUUAAAAAACACGCGGAAGAGGAGGCAGUGGUGCAGGGGGAGGAGAGCGAGCUGCCCAAGUACGAGGAAGAGGGCGAGGAAAAGGUUGCUCCCAAGGAGUAGCAGCGGAGCCAGGACCGGUGGAUCGCACAGAAACCGUGGAGCUGUUCACAGAUGCUCCUUGGCCCAUUGCCCUCCCGAUUUUUUUUUUCCUGUAGCGUGAAUAAACAGCAGCUUCCCA